GCGGCGGCGCGGGCCGGGCGGCGCGAUGGCGGGGCUGUCGGUGCGGGACCCCGCCGUGGAUCGCUCCCUGCGCUCCGUGUUCGUGGGGAAUAUCCCGUACGAGGCCACAGAGGAGCAGCUGAAGGACAUCUUCUCGGAGGUUGGGCCUGUGGUCAGCUUCAGGCUGGUGUACGACAGGGAGACGGGAAAGCCCAAGGGCUAUGGCUUCUGUGAGUACCAGGACCAAGAGACGGCGCUCAGCGCCAUGCGGAACCUCAACGGGCGUGAGUUCAGCGGCAGGGCCCUCCGCGUUGACAAUGCCGCCAGCGAGAAGAACAAGGAGGAGCUCAAGAGCUUGGGCACGGGUGCACCCAUCAUAGAGUCACCCUACGGGGACCCCGUCAGCCCCGAGGACGCCCCCGAGUCCAUCAGCCGGGCAGUGGCCAGCCUGCCCCCCGAGCAGAUGUUUGAGCUGAUGAAGCAGAUGAAGUUGUGUGUCCAGAACAGCCCCCAGGAAGCCAGGAACAUGCUUCUCCAGAACCCCCAGCUGGCCUAUGCCCUGCUGCAGGCCCAGGUGGUCAUGAGGAUCGUCGACCCGGAGAUUGCACUGAAAAUCCUGCAUCGCCAGACCAGCGUUCCUCCCCUGAUCCCAGGCAGCCAGCAGGCAGGGCCAGGGCCAGGGCCAGGCCCCAAUGCCCAGCUGAACCCGCAGAGCACCCCCUCGUCCCAGCCACAGCCCAUGGGUGGGAUGCAUGUGAAUGGAGCUGGCCCGCUGCUGCAGCCACCCCUGCAGGGAGGGGUGCCGGCCCCAGGGCAGAUGGCAGCCCCCGUGCAGGGCCCUGGCCCUGGGCCCAUGGCUCCAGGAGGUGGGCUGCAGCCGCAGGUGGGGAUGCCGGGCGGAGGGCCUGUCCCCUUGGAGCGUGGCCAAGGGAACCUGCAGCUCUCGCCCGUGGGACCUGCCAGGCCUGCGUCUAUCGAACGCGUCCAAGUGCCCAUGCCAGACCCGAGGGCCCCUAUGCAGCGUGGACCUCUACCCGCUAGUGGCCCGCCGCCCCGAGGCCUUUUGGGAGAUGCCCCGAAUGACCCUCGCGGAGGGACCCUGCUCACAGUCACUGGAGAAGUGGAGCCCAGAGGUUACCUUGGGCCACCCCACCAGGGAGCCCCUAUGCACCAUAUGCCUGGGCAUGACAGCCGGGGCCCCCCCCACGAGAUGAGGGGGGGACCCAUGGGAGAGCCCCGACCGCUGAUGGGAGAGCCGCGGGGGCCCCUGAUGGACGCUCGAGUGGGAAGAGACCCCCGGGGACUGGAGCCGCGAGGGCUGGAGCCGCGGGUGCUGGAGGCACGAGCUCUGGAGGCACGGGGGCUGGAGGCCAGGGCCAUGGAGGCCAGAGCUAUGGAGGCUAGGGCACUGGAGGCUCGGGGCUUGGAGCCCCGCGGGCCUGGCCCCAACCCACGCGGCCCCAUGCCCGGUGGCAUCCAGGGACCCGGGCCACUGAACAUGGGAGCCAGUGGCCCGCAGGGGCCCCGCCAGGUUCCUAACAUGGCAGGGGCAGGCAUGCAGGGAGGAGGCAUUCCUGGAGCAGGGGUCCAAGGAGCUGGUCAGCCCGGAGGCUUUAGCCCUGGACAGAGCCAGGUCACUCCCCAGGAUCACGAGAAGGCAGCCCUGAUCAUGCAGGUCCUGCAGCUGACAGCAGACCAGAUCGCCAUGUUGCCGCCCGAGCAGCGGCAGAGCAUCCUCAUCCUGAAGGAGCAGAUCCAGAAGUCCACGGGGGCUCCCUGACAGACCAGCUGUGCUGGAGGUGCCGAGGUGACACUUGCUCCGUGACAGCUGCUUACUGUUUCUGUUUGGGCUGAUGCUGUGGUUUGGGAGAGGUUUCUCUUCCCACCCCCAAUGUUUGCCCCUUACCUCCAUUCUUCCUUUUUGUUUUUUUUUUCUGUGUGUAUAUUUUUUGAUGUUUGAAAUAAAUUGAGAGGGGGGUUUGAGUAAA
Molecule: messenger RNA, 1967 nt
Organism: Colius striatus (speckled mousebird)
Lineage: Eukaryota; Metazoa; Chordata; Aves; Coliiformes; Coliidae
Gene: CSTF2
Product: cleavage stimulation factor subunit 2
Exons: 15
Coding region: 26-1759 (577 amino acids)
Biological process (GO): mRNA 3'-end processing
Cellular component (GO): mRNA cleavage and polyadenylation specificity factor complex
Molecular function (GO): mRNA binding
Source: RefSeq, a predicted model, not a curated record